GGAGGGCGUGCGCCCAGGCUGCUGCGGCAGUUGCGCGCUGCGAUUGUUGCUGUGCGGCGGGCUCGAAUUCAGCCAUAUAAUUAAAAUGACAACCUCCUGGAGUGAUCGGUUACAGAAUGCAGCAGAUAUGCCUGCUAACAUGGAUAAGCAUGCUUUGAAAAAGUACCGUCGAGAAGCCUAUCAUCGGGUGUUUGUGAACCGAAGUUUAGCCAUGGAGAAAAUAAAGUGUUUUGGUUUUGAUAUGGAUUACACCCUUGCUGUAUACAAGUCCCCGGAGUAUGAAUCCCUUGGCUUUGAGCUUACUGUGGAAAGAUUAGUUUCUAUUGGCUAUCCCCAGGAGCUGCUCAGUUUUGCUUAUGAUUCUACAUUCCCUACCAGGGGACUUGUCUUUGACACACUAUAUGGAAAUCUUUUGAAAGUUGAUGCCUAUGGAAACCUCUUGGUCUGUGCACAUGGAUUUAACUUCAUAAGGGGUUCUCAGGUAGCUGCUCAGAAAAGACCAGAAACUAGAGAGCAAUAUCCAAAUAAAUUUAUCCAACGAGAUGACACUGAAAGAUUUUACAUUCUGAACACAUUAUUCAACCUACCAGAGACCUAUCUGUUGGCCUGCCUAGUAGAUUUUUUUACUAAUUGUCCCAGAUAUACCAGCUGUGAAACAGGAUUUAAAGAUGGGGACCUCUUCAUGUCCUACCGGAGUAUGUUCCAGGAUGUAAGAGAUGCUGUUGACUGGGUUCAUUACAAGGGCUCCCUUAAGGAGAAGACAGUUGAAAAUCUUGAGAAGUAUGUAGUCAAAGAUGGAAAACUGCCUUUGCUUCUGAGCCGGAUGAAGGAAGUAGGGAAAGUAUUUCUUGCCACCAACAGUGACUAUAAAUAUACAGAUAAAAUUAUGACUUACCUGUUCGAUUUCCCACAUGGCCCCAAGCCUGGGAGCUCCCAUCGACCAUGGCAGUCCUACUUUGACCUGAUCUUGGUGGAUGCACGGAAACCACUCUUUUUUGGAGAAGGCACAGUACUGCGUCAAGUGGAUAAUAAAACUGGCAAGCUGAAAAUUGGUACCUAUACAGGCCCCCUACAGCAUGGCAUCGUCUACUCAGGAGGUUCAUCUGAUACAAUCUGUGAUCUGUUGGGAGCCAAGGGAAAAGACAUUUUGUAUAUUGGAGAUCAUAUUUUUGGAGACAUUUUAAAAUCAAAGAAACGGCAAGGGUGGCGAACUUUCUUGGUGAUUCCUGAACUUGCACAGGAGCUGCAUGUCUGGACUGACAAGAGUUCACUUUUUGAAGAGCUUCAGAGCUUGGAUAUCUUCUUGGCUGAACUCUACAAGCACCUUGACAGCAGUAGCAAUGAGCGCCCAGACAUUAGUUCCAUCCAGAAACGUAUUAAGAAAGUAACUCAUGACAUGGACAUGUGCUAUGGGAUGAUGGGAAGCCUGUUUCGCAGUGGCUCCCGGCAGACUCUCUUUGCCAGUCAAGUGAUGCGUUAUGCUGACCUGUAUGCAGCAUCUUUCAUUAACCUGCUGUAUUACCCCUUCAGCUACCUCUUCAGAGCUGCUCAUGUCUUGAUGCCUCAUGAAUCAACGGUGGAGCAUACACACGUAGAUAUCAAUGAGAUGGAGUCUCCUCUCGCCACCCGGAACCGCACAUCAGUGGAUUUCAAAGACACCGACUAUAAGCGGCACCAGCUGACACGGUCGAUUAGUGAGAUUAAACCCCCCAACCUCUUCCCACUGGUCCCCCAGGAAAUUACACACUGCCAUGAUGAAGAUGAUGAUGAGGAAGAAGAGGAGGAGGAAGAAUAAAGAGGAAAACCAAAACCUUGAGCACCCAUUAAACGAGUUCUGGCAGGACUUACAGGAGCAAUUGAUGGCCCUGUUUGAGUUCUACUGGGGUGGGGGUGGGCAGGGGGAUUCUAUCAAAGGUACAUCUGGAAAGUUUCUGAAGACUUUAAUCAUAGAGGGACACCUAUUUUAGUUUUGUGUAUCUGUAUUCUUUUCAGGUGGUUCAAAAUUAUGGAAGAAAGGGUAAAAUCAGGCUGAACUGCAUGCAGAUGGCUCCAUUGUGGCUUGUGACACUGUUUCCUUGUCUUUUUUCAUCAGUAUGUCAUAGUGAAUCUGGAUAUACUAAGAAGGUGAAGGGUCUCAAGAGUAGAACAAGAAGGAUGAUGGGAAGACAUGACCCAAAAUGCUGUAAUGUUACAAAUUGUACUAUAACUUCAAAAUCCAACUUUUUCAACACAUUACACAGUAUUGUAUAUCAGUGGAGAAAUACAUUGUUUCCAUUAUCAAAUGUAGCCUUCUGUUAAGGUCAAGUUUCCUUUUAUAUGCCUUUUAGUAACCUCAGUGACUCUGGCAAGGCCACUUCUCUAUCAGUAGCUUUGCAGUAGUAGUCUGUGCUUGCUUUAGGGCUGGAUUGGACUGCAGGGACUAUGUUGAGGUAAAAGACUGCAUCCUUUCUAUAUUUUUUUAUCCACAACCAAUCUUAUCUGUGAUAAAUCUAUAGAAAGAAUUACCUGAAAGGACAAAGGAGCAAACCCCCAGAAAGGGCAAGGAGGAAUCUCCUUCUUCCAUUACAUCAUAACUGAGUAAAAUUCCUUAGUCUAGGCUAUACAGUUGUGGCUCAUGCUACCCAAUUCCAGAUUCUAUCCACUAGGGUUUUAUUGUUAUAUUUUAAAAUUGAGCGUUGGAAGAGGGCUUUGUAAGCCAGAAUCUUACUAAAGCAGAGGGCACAAUCAGUGUGAA
Propithecus coquereli (Coquerel's sifaka) is the source of this 2734-nucleotide messenger RNA. It is a transcript of the gene NT5C2, whose product is annotated as 5'-nucleotidase, cytosolic II. Gene Ontology annotation, molecular function: 5'-nucleotidase activity. Gene Ontology annotation, biological process: adenosine metabolic process; IMP metabolic process. Bases 86 to 1795 code for a protein of 569 amino acids. The record is from RefSeq and is a predicted model, not a curated record. The transcript has 19 exons. NCBI's taxonomy places the organism in Eukaryota, Metazoa, Chordata, Mammalia, Primates, Indriidae.